Arvicanthis niloticus (Nile rat) is the source of this 6514-nucleotide messenger RNA. It is a transcript of the gene Rbm26, whose product is annotated as RNA binding motif protein 26. Gene Ontology annotation, molecular function: metal ion binding; RNA binding. The record is from RefSeq and is a predicted model, not a curated record. NCBI's taxonomy places the organism in Eukaryota, Metazoa, Chordata, Mammalia, Rodentia, Muridae. Gene Ontology annotation, cellular component: nucleus.
CUUCUUGGGGGUGCUGGAAGCCGGGAAGACCCCCGAACCGUUCCCAUUGAGCUGCCCUUCGUUUUCGCUUUCUUCACUUCUGCUCUGCCGCGUUGCCAACAAGCACCUAAUCCCAAAGCUGAGAGAAAAACCCGGGUCUGAGCGCGUUCGGCACUCCUUCGGGAAGAUUCACCGGGGAGCGGGGCAGGGGGGAGGGCCCGGCAAACGGUUGCUGCCUCAGCCUGGGCCCGGGUCCUCCGAGGGGAAGCUCCCGGUACCCGGUGGGCGCGUGGCCUGCGGCGGCCCCGCCGAGCUGCUCGCCGACCGCGGCUCGGCUCGCGGGAACCUGCCACCGGCACCUCCCACCGCGGCCCACGCGGACGGCGCGCGGAGGAGGGGGCGGCGGCGGCGGCGGCGGCGACCUGGGCGAGCGCAGGAGUGUGACCGGCCUCGGGGCCGCGGUGGAUGGUUUCUAAGAUGAUCAUUGAAAACUUCGAGGCGCUCAAGUCCUGGCUCAGCAAGACCCUCGAGCCCAUCUGUGAUGCUGAUCCAUCAGCCCUAGCAAAAUAUGUUUUGGCUCUGGUAAAGAAAGACAAAAGUGAAAAAGAAUUAAAGGCGCUAUGUAUUGAUCAGCUCGAUGUAUUUCUUCAGAAAGAGACACAAAUAUUUGUUGAAAAACUUUUUGAUGCCGUGAAUACAAAGAGUUAUCUACCUCCUCCAGAGCAGCCAUCGUCAGGAAGCCUGAAGGUAGACUUUCUUCAGCACCAAGAAAAAGAUAUAAAAAAAGAAGAGCUCACAAAGGAGGAGGAGCGAGAGAAGAAGUUUUCCAGAAGGUUGAAUCACAGUCCUCCCCAGUCAAGCUCCCGUUACAGAGAUAAUAGAAGCCGUGAUGAGAGGAAAAAAGAUGAUCGUUCUCGAAAAAGAGAUUAUGAUCGAAACCCUCCUCGAAGGGAUUCCUACAGAGACCGGUAUAACAGAAGGCGUGGGAGAAGUCGCAGCUACAGCAGGAGUCGAAGUCGAAGCUGGAGUAAAGAGAGGCUUCGUGACAGGGAUAGAGAUAGAAGCAGGACAAGGAGCAGGAGCAGGACGCGAAGCAGGGAAAGGGACUUGGUGAAACCUAAAUAUGACCUGGAUAGAACAGAUCCAUUAGAGAAUAAUUAUACACCAGUCUCGUCAGUAUCCAGUAUUUCAUCUGGCCACUAUCCUGUACCUACUUUGAGCAGCACCAUUACUGUAAUUGCUCCUACUCAUCAUGGUAAUAACACUACCGAAAGUUGGUCUGAAUUUCACGAAGACCAAGUAGAUCACAACUCUUAUGUAAGGCCACCAAUGCCAAAGAAACGGUGUAGAGAUUAUGAUGAAAAGGGGUUUUGUAUGAGAGGAGACAUGUGUCCUUUUGAUCAUGGAAGUGACCCAGUAGUUGUAGAAGAUGUGAAUUUGCCAGGCAUGCUGCCUUUCCCAGCACAGCCUCCUGUUGUUGAAGGACCACCGCCUCCUGGAUUGCCUCCACCUCCUCCAAUUCUUACUCCCCCACCUGGGAAUCUCAGACCCCCUGUGCCACCUCCAGGUCCAUUACCACCCAGUCUGCCUCCUGUCACAGGACCACCUCCUCCACUUCCUCCUUUGCAGCCAUCUGGCAUGGAUGCACCACCUAACUCUGCAACCAGCUCUGUUCCUACUGUGGUAACAACUGGCAUUCAUCACCAGCCUCCUCCUGCUCCGCCCUCUCUUUUUACUGCAGAUACAUAUGAUACAGAUGGCUACAAUCCUGAAGCCCCAAGCAUAACAAACACUUCCAGACCUAUGUAUAGACACAGAGUCCAUGCACAAAGGCCUAACUUGAUAGGACUAACAUCAGGGGACAUGGAUUUACCACCUAGAGAAAAGCCUCCUAAUAAAAGCAGUAUGAGAAUAGUAGUGGAUUCAGAAUCAAGGAAAAGAACUAUUGGGUCUGGGGAACCUGGAGUUUCUACAAAGAAGACAUGGUUUGAUAAACCAAAUUUUAAUAGGACAAACAGUCCAGGUUUCCAGAAGAAGGUUCAAUUUGGAAAUGAAAAUACUAAACUUGAACUUAGGAAAGUUCCUCCAGAAUUAAAUAAUAUCAGCAAACUCAAUGAACAUUUUAGUCGAUUUGGAACAUUGGUUAACUUACAGGUUGCCUAUAAUGGUGAUCCUGAAGGUGCCCUUAUCCAAUUUGCAACUUAUGAAGAAGCAAAGAAAGCAAUCUCAAGUACAGAAGCAGUAUUAAAUAAUCGCUUUAUUAAGGUUUAUUGGCACAGAGAAGGAACUACUCAACAGUUACAAACUACUUCACCAAAGGUAAUACAGCCAUUAGUCCAGCAACCCAUUUUACCCGUUGUGAAACAGUCAGUCAAAGAGCGGCUGGGUCCUGUACCUUCAGGUACUGUUGAACCAGCAGAGGCCCAGAGUGCUACUUCAGACCUUCCCCAGAAUGUAACUAAGUUAUCUGUGAAGGACAGGUUGGGUUUUGUAUCAAAGCCAUCUGUUUCAGCAACUGAAAAGGUGUUGUCUACAUCUACUGGUCUUACAAAAACGGUGUACAAUCCAGCUGCUUUGAAGGCUGCACAAAAAACCUUACUAGUGUCUACCCCUGCAGUUGAUAAUAAUGAAGCACAGAAAAAGAAGCAGGAGGCACUGAAACUUCAGCAGGAUGUAAGAAAAAGGAAGCAAGAGAUUUUAGAAAAGCACAUUGAAACACAGAAGAUGCUAAUUUCAAAACUAGAGAAAAACAAAACCAUGAAGUCUGAAGAUAAAGCAGAAAUAAUGAAAACGUUAGAGAUUUUGACAAAAAAUAUUACCAAGUUGAAAGAUGAGGUUAAAUCUACAUCUCCUGGACGCUGUCUUCCAAAAAGUAUAAAAACAAAGACUCAGAUGCAGAAAGAAUUGCUUGACACAGAAUUGGAUUUAUAUAAGAAGAUGCAGGCUGGAGAAGAAGUCACUGAACUUAGGAGAAAAUAUACAGAAUUACAGCUGGAAGCUGCUAAAAGAGGAAUUCUUUCAUCUGGCCGAGGUAGAGGAAUUCAUACAAGAGGUCGAGGUGCAGCUCAUGGACGGGGAAGGGGGAGAGGUCGAGGACGAGGCGUGCCUGGGCAUGCUGUAGUGGAUCACCGGCCCAGAGCAUUGGAGAUUUCUGCAUUUACAGAGAGCGAUAGAGAAGAUCUUCUUCCUCAUUUUGCGCAAUUUGGAGAAAUUGAGGAUUGCCAGAUUGAUGACUCUUCACUGCAUGCAAUAAUUACAUUCAAGACAAGAGCAGAAGCAGAAGCAGCUGCAAUUCAUGGAGCUCGCUUCAAAGGGCAGGAUUUAAAACUGGCAUGGAAUAAACCAAUAACUAAUAUGUCAGCUGUGGAAACCGAAGAGGUUGAACCUGAUGAAGAGGAAAGAGAGAACAUCACUGCCUGAAUUUAGCUUUGUGACUACACGAGCAAGCCCCGUUUGUCCUGUCUGGAGACGACUGUUAAUAAUAUCUAUCAUGCUGUCAUUUGGUUUGCUCUCUAUCAAUCUGAAUAGAUGUUUACAUGUCCUAUGAUGACCAUUUUAUCUUUACAGUUCUGUACAAGUACAUCUGAGUCCAGACGUGUAUCAGUGUGUGAGGUUUAUGACCUUAUUUAGAAAUGUUUUCUUCCCUUUAUAGCAACUUAAUUUGUAAAACACCUUAAGAAGGAACAAGGCCCUUUAGUUUCUUUAUGAGAUGUAUUAUGUCUUGGGCAAACUGAGAAAUAUGUUUGGGAAAUCUAUAAAGCCAUGAGAGCAUUAAUUGGACAGUUUAGAAUGAAGAAAAUGAAUUAAAAAGUUAAACAUAAGUUUGGCUUUAAUUUUUUUUUAUUUUUAGGAUAUAUUUAUUGAAUUAGGAUAGCCACUAAAAAUUUUGAGCCAACUGCAAAGAGCUUUUUCCAUACUGUAAUUAGUCUGUCUAUUUCUUGUGAGUGUGUUGAUUUGCUGCAAUCGCCAGGGUUUACUCCAGUGCAGUUUUUGCUGUUCUUCUUAACUCCUCAGAAACAAGGAAAAUCAUUUUAUUUCUUUUCAAAUAAUAAAUGAUAACCUCUGGGUUCUAAAAUUGAAAAUCAUCUAUUAAAUUUGUCUAAUUUAUACAGUUUUCAUCACUUGUAAUCAAGACAUCAAAGACAAUCAAAGACAAAGCAAGGGGAAAUAGUGUUACGUGUUUGUUUUUAAAGGAUAGUUUUUAGCUGCUAUAUAAUUGUAUGUACUAAUUAUUUAUAAGCAAUAUGGCUUAAAAUUUAAAAAGUAUAAAAUUAAAAUUCUCAUUCUAAAUAUUAACAUUCUUCUUAUAGUAAACCCAAAAUAGUUUUUUCACUAAGUUAUUUUGAGUAUUCCUUCGUAGAUUAUUAGGGGUAUUUGAGAAAUCUAAUUUGACAGCCACUCUUACUUGGAAAAGUCAAAUUAUAUUUUGAUUCUAAUUUUUUUCUUUUUUCUUUAAAUUCUACUCAGUCACAGUUUCUUCUACAAAGCUAAUACCUGCAAACACUUUUUCCCUCUUGAGUAUUCAUUGUGAUUGUCUUCAUGAAUAAUAAAAUGUAACAAACUCAUUAGUCAUAUUACAAAUGAUCUUUCUUGAUCCACAUUGAUUAUACAUGCAUGGCUAAAGGAAAAGCAUGUAUUUUAGAUGAUUAUCAUUUAAGAAAUAAUUUGGUUAGCCAACAAGGCAUUUUGUUUGGUUGUGCCCCAUUGCAUACCCACUUUUUUUGUGAUUCUUUUUUUACAAAUUGGCAGAUAGCCAUGAAGUAUUUAUAAAUGUUGACUCAGACUAGGUAACAUUUUUUAUUUUCAAAAAAAAAAAAAAAAAGACUUCACAGUGGUAGUGUUGUAGCUGCUUAAUUUAGAGCCAAAGAACAUUGUCUAAAGAGACCACAUCCCUGCCAGUAACUCUUUUGAUUUGUUAAUAGGAGAAUGCUACACACUGUCACCUUAACUAAUUUUGCCAUUGCUUUUUUACAUUUGCUGUUGAAUUAAAAACAAAGCAAAACAAAAUGGAAUAUGCCCUUGGGAAUUGGAGGUCAUGUUGAUUUCUUCUUAAGAUCAUUGCUUUUUUUUUUUUUUUCCCUUUUUUUUCCCCUUUUUUUUUCUUUUUUUCUUUUUCUUUCUUUUUUUCUUUUUUUUUUUUUUUUUAAAGAUGUAGUUGGUCAGUUACAUUUAGGUCCUUCUCUCUCUGACAUUUUUUUCUUAAAUAGACUUGUCAUGGAGCUGCGUGUACAUAAGUAUACAAAAUCAUUUUUGUGUAACUGAAUGGAGCAGUUUACCUCUGCAUGAUUGCAUUAUGGAAGCCUUUUAUAUAUCUUUAUAUUUUUCAAUAUACUUAGAUUUUACACUAUUGGUCGCUCUAGUCAUGCUAUAUUUGUUGUUUUUUUUUUUAAAUAGAAUUUAUAAAUAUUUAUGCUCAAAGUACAGAUCAACUAAAUAUUUUUGGUCUUGUUUACAAGAUAAUACUUUAAAGUGAUACAGGCCCCUCAAGUGUCUUAGGAAACAGUCAUUGGUGCUAUAAAACCUUUCAGUGUCAUUGAAUCUGUUGUUUAGUCUUUGCUAGGCUUUAAUCUAUUAUCGCUUACACUUUAGCAAGCAGCAGAAUUAUAAAGAGAUACUUGUUGAGUUGGGGUAAGAGCAGAGCCCCAUUUAGAGAACACCUAAUAAUUAAAAAAAAAAAAAAUGAUGCAGAAUGACUGUAUCCUUGUUUGUGCCCAGCUUCUCCCAAAAGAAAAUAGUUUAUUUUGAUAAGAGGGAGGCUAUUAAUUUGAGUAGCAUUUAAAAAUGAUAUACUCAAGCAUGUUUUUCCCCCAUAUUUGAAAUGGAAAACUUUUCUAGUCCUAAAAUAAUUAUGAAAUUUUACUCUGCUUUAAAUUCCUAUUUGUCCUGUCCUCAACCGAAGGCAGAGUAUUUCGUACAGAUAUUUACAGAAUAUUUGCUGAGUUAUGAAGAAAUGAGUUAUUACAUUGUACUAGUUUUCCAUUGAUGUGUAUUUGUUGUUCUGCCCCAAGAUUUUAUUCCAGCACCUUAGUGGAUGUUCGUAAGAUACAGUGAAGCAUCAGCAAAGCAUUUAUACAUGCUUACUUUUGAUUCUCAGAAUCCAAAACCUGUUUUGAGUGUGAUAAUACUUCAGAACAUACUGUCUGGCACAAGAUUUCCUUUAAUAAGUGAUUUAUUUUAACUCAGUUUCUAUGGACUGUUGAAUCUGAACACACCAAAGGAGUCUUUUCUUGUCUGAAGACUGGGUUGUUCCAGUGGUCAGUACCUGUGCCCGUCAUUACCCCAUUUCAUGAAUGCGUGUUGGCAUGGGGGAAUUCCCUGCUCUUUGAGUGGAGCGAAAGGAACUGGUUAAGCUGUAGCAGCUUCCUUGUUUAUUUUUAAAAGUGAUGAUAAAACUUGAACUGAAAAAGGUAAAACUUGAACUAGAAAACUACUCUUGUAUGCACAGAAUGUUUAUAGUGACUGUGUUUAUGUGGGUUGUCAACACUUCUAUUAUUUAUAGUUGAAUUAUGUUGUUUAUUAAAUAUCCAUGUUUAUU